Molecule: messenger RNA, 2441 nt
Organism: Heterobasidion irregulare TC 32-1
Lineage: Eukaryota; Fungi; Basidiomycota; Agaricomycetes; Russulales; Bondarzewiaceae
Exons: 3
Coding region: 1-1650 (549 amino acids)
Source: RefSeq, a predicted model, not a curated record
AUGGUCAAGCUCUCGCUCUGGGACAAGGAAAAAUCCCCUGCCGAAGGCACUUCUUUCACACCCACUUUCUCCUCCUCUAGUAAACGCCCUAGGACCGCGCCUGCCGCCCCAUCCUCGUCCUCUCUCCCGUCCCUCCUUCGUCUAGGAUCAGAUGCUCCUCCACAGCCAGAACUCCCUCCGAUCAUAACCCUCAAGCUGUCCUCACCGUCCUUUCUCGAUUCGGUCGUGCACGAUGGCCUUUCCGACAACCCUUUGUAUGUCAUGGAGACCCAGGACAACACAACAAAGGUCCGACGCUCUGACCCAAAAGGCUUUAUUAACGUCGCCCGCGUCCGAUGGCGGCAGGACGCAAAAUCAUCCAGAAAGAGCAGGGAAUUGGUUGGUAUACAGGUCGCCUUUGGAAAAGGUCAAUGGAAGCCUGCAGAAGAGUUCCUCGGCUACUCGUAUGGUUCCCUACUAAACUAUCGCAAGUUCUAUCUCCCCCACCACCCCCACAGCAUGCGAUGGAGACGAAUCCGGUCCAUAUAUUACUGCACGACUGCGAACGUAAAAGGUCCAGUAGCGAUCCUCGAGCCAGCUAUUCUCACGGCCCCUCCUCAGCUGAAGGUCUUCGACCCCCUCCACCAGCCCGAUGCUACGCGUCCUCAAAGGACCCACGGCGGGGUACCCCUCAGCCUCCUUGACUUUCUCCUAGUAACAGCCAUGCUUCUCACCACAGACUCGGACGAGUGGACAAACGUCACACGCGCGCCGCCCAACACCAGUAGAGACCCCCCCGAGGAGCAAGCCGGCCCGAGCCGCCCGUCACGAUACUCGCAAGGCUCCAGCCUCUCGCUCUCCUCCGCCGGCGCGCCCUCGACGCUGAUCGUCCCCAACACGUCCCCCGAGUCUGCAAAAGCGCCCGCGAUCGAGCGUUGGCGGCAUACCGUCCCCCCACUCCGUACAGAGUCGCCGGACAUCCUGCGCCCGGGCAGCCCAAAUAGCCCUGUCCGCACGUCGCGUGCGAGCCAGUCGUCCGAGUCUACAGACCAGCUCUCGACGCCCGCCUCUCCUGGCCCCAUGCGCCCAUUCUCGCUCCACUCGCCUUCAUCCUCGAUGUCCCAACGCCAGCGAUACUCGUCCCAGCCUUCGAGUUCAGGUCCGCUUUCCACGCGCGAGCUCCCCGUUCCACCGAUCCCUGUAGGCACGCAACCGCGGCCGGACCAACCCUGGCUCGCGGGCAGCGAGUCGCCAGGACCCACGUCGGCGCCGACGUCAUAUCCCUACGCGUCGAUGCACGGGCAGUCAAUACGCGUCUCUUCCUCUUCAUCCUCACUGCACAUGGUCGGGCGCUCGCUCCCAAUAGUCCCGAUGCCGACGCCGCCCUCUGCAGCAGAGCCCCCCGCGCAACGUCCGCGACCAACGAAGGCGCCCCCCAACUAUCUUGCGAGCGCACACGACAGUGCCGUGGAGGGCGCCGUGGUUUCCAUGCACGGUCUCACGGUACAGGGCGCGGGAGAGAUCGCGCGAGAUCCACCACCCGCAUACAGCGCGAUUGAUACUCGCACAGCGCCGGCGCCGGCGGUGACAGUGACAACGACAGCGGCACCUCUCACACUCACGGCGCAUCCGCCUCUGAGAGCCGUCAACGGCGAUCCCGAUACCGAGUGAUGCGCGCCGAGACGACUCAGUGCCGCAUGGAUCUCACCUGUCGAUCUACCCAACCUUAAUCGCUUUUCUUUUGUCCUGCAUAUGUUGUGUCUGCGUUCAUUCCUUACCCUUUCACCCGCGGCUAGCGGCCCUGGUUGUGUUUGGAGAACAAUGCGAAUCCCACCCCACCCUAUUACGUCUUCCUCUCUUCGCACCUCUCGUUUUUUUGACUCUACCGAAUAUCGUAUCGCCUCUGUUGGAUCGACUCAUUCUGCCUGGCCCUCGUUGUCCCCUUCUCCCUUAGCGCCAUAUAUCCCACCUCUGCGUAUGCCCCUCGUUCUCGACCAAAUGCUACAGUUCUGUGUAAUCCCUGUCACCCUCAUUUCCGCACAUGUGUUCCGUCGUUCCUGUCUCUCCUCCUCCUUGCUGCUUCUCUCUCUCAGUGUUCCCACUUUACUUAGCUGCUCUGCAUCGUAAAUAAUCCACCUGCACAGAUAUGCUGCUUUACAGCUUACUCGUUCGCCUAUUUCCAUCGUGUCUGCUCGUCGAAUGUCCCGCGCUUUAUUCCCGCUCGCUCUGAUUCGCCUCUCGGUCCCCCCUUACGCGACCUCCACUUCUCCCUUUGAUCCCCUUACGCACUGAUUCAGAAACCAACACGAUACUGUACUCCUCGUCGCGCGGGCGACUGUAGAUAUAGCCCCACUUUUUUUUUCCUUUUUCCAUCCUUCUUUUUCUUUGUUACCUUGUCACACGAAAAGAGGAAUGUACACCUUCGCUGGAUUUCGAAAAUAACGAACGGAUUUGAUGCCACG